Molecule: messenger RNA, 8927 nt
Organism: Oncorhynchus kisutch (coho salmon)
Lineage: Eukaryota; Metazoa; Chordata; Actinopteri; Salmoniformes; Salmonidae
Gene: mkks
Product: MKKS centrosomal shuttling protein
Exons: 6
Coding region: 299-2182 (627 amino acids)
Biological process (GO): intracellular transport; developmental process; protein folding
Cellular component (GO): nucleus; cytoplasm; kinociliary basal body
Molecular function (GO): ATP binding
Source: RefSeq, a predicted model, not a curated record
GCUGUCAGAUUUUCGACCGCAGAACAAUCAUAUACAGUAGCGUACUGUUGCUGUUUCGCAGCUCUAAAAUGUGAGUUAAAUGUGUUUAAAGACAGAAAAAGUCCAUGGGUAUAUUUAGUAAUAUCAAAUGGUGUACUAAACAUUUGUAAUCGAGUAAAAAUCACACCCGAAUUUAUCAGGGAAUGUGUGAUGUGAUAGUAUGUAGCUAACACUGGCUAGCCAUACAACAAUUAAUUUGGAGGGCUUCUCGUCUUGUGUCUUCAGUUCCAAUGAUUUGUGCAUGAAAGAAUAAGUAACUAUGUCUCGAGUUACCAAGAAAGCGUCAUCUGUCUGUACAGACAGCCCACUGAGCAUGAGUGAAGUCUGUCGGAAGAUGACACUGAUGAGGCAGAUCCUCACCUCUUGUUUCGGACCCAAUGGCAGACUGAAGCAAGUCCAUAACAACGUUGGUGGACACGUCCUGACCACCUCCACCUCUACAUCCCUACUUCAAGCUGUUUCCUCAUCGGAGCCGUUACUCAAACUUAUAACUGCCUCCAUCCUAAACCACCUGUCUCGGUUCAGUGACUGUGGUCUGUACACUGGCAUCCUCUGUUUUUCCCUCAUUGACCAUGUUCAGAAGUCAGGCUUGAGACCAAGUGUUGCGAUCAAGAUCAACAAACAACUAUUGGAGGUUUGCACCGGUUUCCUCAACCAGGAGGACUGUGGCUGUAAAGUGAAUGUCGAUUUCAACAGCUGCCAGAGCUUGGUGACACUAGCCAGGAGUGUCAUCUCUAGCAAACCUGCCUGUGUGUUGACUGAGGGUGAACAACAGCAUAUCAGCACGUUGGCUGUCCAUGCCUUUCUACUGACUGUCCCCUGUGGUGACACCCCGGGCUCCCCAGACAGAGUCCGUCUUGGUAGGACUGUGACUGUCUCCAUCGAGGGACAGUUUGUGCUAGAUUCUGCAGUGUUUCCAGGUCUGCUGGUGAAUGUCCCAGACAUGCAGCUUCACCCCACAGACUCGGAGAGAACCAGACGGGGGCCCGGUCCCUUCCGACUAGCCCUGUUCACGGUGUCUCUCUCAGGGGAUCUAUCUGAGUUCGGAGAGGGGUCCCUGGAGGUGCACAGUGGAGCCCCUGACCCAGAACACCUCAUCCUGGAUGAGUUACUGAAGCUGGGAGAGCAGGCAGUUACAGACAAGGUGGAGGUGUUUAUGUGUCAGAGAGUAAUACACCCUGUACUGCAGCAUUACCUGCGGAGGCAUGGGGUCUUGGUCGUAGAGAGACUCGGCAUUGCACUCAUCCAGCCCAUUGUUCAAAUGACAGGUGCUCAAGCAGUGGCGUUGUACCAGACCCCUAUCCCUCCUGAGGCCUAUGGCCAGGUGAAAGGCUGCUGUGUCAGAACCGUUGGAUCCAGAGAGAUGCUGCAUCUCCUUCCACCUCGGGAACCAGCACCAGCUGUCUGCACUAUGGUCCUCUGCCACAGGAACGACACCAUGCUCAACAAACUGAAGGCUGCGUGUCAGAGGGCAGAGCAUGUGUUGAGGCUGACCCUGAGAGACCCAGUAGCUCUGCUGGGAGGAGGAUGCACUGAGACACACAUGGCAGCCUACAUCAGUAACAAGGGCACUACUGAAGCAGCAAAGGCAGCGUUAUCCCUGGGAGUCUCCCAGUCUCAGUACCUACUGGGACUGAACGGGUUCUGCUCCUCCCUGGAGGCUGUAGCCUUGGCCCUGGUGCACGAUGGAGAAACCGGCCUCGUAGACCUCAGCUACGCCCACCACUGGUCUGUGCUCCAGGGAGAGGCUAUUCAUUCGGGUACUGUGCUCCAGGGAGAGGCUAUUCAUUCAGGUACUGUGCUCCAGGGAGAGGCUAUUAAUUCGGGUACUGUGCUCCAGGGAGAGGCUAUUAAUUCGGGUACUGUGCCCCAGGGAGAGGCACUCCAGCGGGGUGAUGGAGAUGAGAUUCCUACCACCUGUGGCUGUGGCCUGGUGGAGAGGAGCGCCAGGCCUGGGCUGGAGUGGACCCCCCUCAACACCAGGUACCCUUCACGUCCUGCCCCCCUGGUUGUGGAUAAGGACACUACCCCUCAGCUCAGGGUGCUGGACUCCUUCACAGCCAAACUCAAUGCUCUGCAGGUUGCCGUGGAAAUGGCUAAUCUGGUACUGGACAUUAGAUACGUCAUCCAAGAUGUCAACUGACACCAACAUCUCAACCAAGAUGUCAACUGACACCAACAUCUCAUCCAAGAUGUCAACUGACACCAACAUUUCAUCCAAGAUGUCAACUGACACCAACAUCUCAUCCAAGAUGUCAACUGACACCAACAUCUCAAUUCAAUUCAAAGGGACUUUAUUGGCAUGGAAUGUGUUGUCAUUGUUUUGUUUACAGUUUAUUUCUAUCAGCUUUUAACAGUAAACACAACACUUUCAAGAGAAUAACAACGUUUAAAACAUGAUAUUACUAGCGGUUAUAAAACAAAUCUAGUAUAACAUUUAAAAUGUUACAUAAGCUAGGUGUUGUGACAAUGUGCAAAUAGUAGACUGUACAAAUGACAGGGGUGGGAAUGAAUAGGCAGAUAUAUGUAGGUUUUAUUACAUUGUUGUUUCUGACCCACUGGUCGACCUUUUCUUGUGGCAGCAGGUCACACAUCUUGCUACUGUGAUGGCGUUACUGCGAUAUUUUGCCUAACAGAUACAGGAGUUUGUCAAAAAUUAUAUCUGUUUCGAAUUCUUUGCGGGUUUGUGUAAUUUUGAGGGAAAUAUGUCUCUCUAAUAUGGUCGUACAUUUGGCAGGAGGUUAGGAAGUGCAGCUCAGUUUCCACCUCAUUUUGUGGGCGGUGAGCACAUAACUUGUCUUCUUUUGAAAGCCAGGUCUGCCUUCGGUGGCCUUUCUAAAUAGUAAGGCUAUGCUCACUGAGUCUGUACAUAGUCAAAGAUUUUAAUUUUAGGUCAGUCACAGUGGUCAGGUAUUCUGCCACUGUGUACUCCCUGUUUAGGGCCAAAUAGCAUUCUAGUUUGCUCUGUUGUUUUGUUAAUUCUUUCCAGUGUGUCAAGUAAUUCUUUUUUUGUUUUUCUCGUGAUUUGGUUGGGUCUAAUUGUGUUGCUGUCCUGGGGCUCUGUGGGGUCUGUUUGUGUUUGUGAACAGAGCCCAAGGACCAGCCGUUCUCUAGGUUAAUCUCCUUGCAGGGGAGGGCUUUGUGCUACUGUCUAUAUGUAGAUAUCUAGGUAAAUCUCUACUGUCUAUAUGUAGAUAUCUAGGUAAAUCUCUACUGUCUAUAUGUAGAUAUCUAGGUUAUGAUCUCUACUGUCUAUAUGUAGAUAUCUAGGUAGAUCUCUGUCUAUAUGUAGAUAUCUAGGUAGAUCUCUACUGUCUAUAUGUAGAUAUCUAGGUUAUGAUCUCUACUGUCUAUAUGUAGAUAUCUAGGUAGAUCUCUACUGUCUAUAUGUAGAUAUCUAGGUAGAUCUCUACUGUCUAUAUGUAGAUAUCUACUGUCUAUAUGUAGAUAUCUAGGUUAUGAUCUCUGUUGUCUUUUUGUAGAUAUCUAGGUAGAUCUCUACUGUCUAUAUGUAGAUAUCUAGGUAGAUCUCUGUCUAUGUUUUGGCGGUUGUCGUUCUUCACAUUCAAUGAUACCGAAUUCCCAGCUGCAGACUAGUAAUUAGUAUCAAAGACUUGUUCUUAUUCUGUCGGUAUCGAUAGUCUAAGAGUUUAACCACGUGGUAUGGUUAAAAGAUUCUACAACCUUUAGCCAUCUCUAAUUGAGGUAAGCUCGGUCUACAACCUUUGUCCUCCUAAUGUAGAAAAACAUGGUCUGCUGAGAAUUUCUCAGAAUUUCUUAUUCGGAAUGGCAGAAAAGGGCUGUCCCAGGACGCCUGACCCUAACUGGGCUCGGGCUGUCCAGGAUGUCUGACCCUAACUGGGCUCAGGGGCGGUCCAGGACGCCUGACCCUAACUGGGCUCAGGGGCGGUCCUCUGAUUUAGUUCAAAUCAAAAGGGAAUUGUAUUUUUCUUCAUUAAAUAGUCCACAAUCAUAUUACACCAUUUUACAAACAGUAUCAUACUCACUCAUUCAUCUUAUACAACAAUUAGAUGUAAACCUCAUAUCUGAGACUAUUAUAUAAACAGUAUCAUACUCACUCAUUCAUCUUAUACUACAAUUAGAUGUAAACCUCAUGUCUGAGGCUAUUAUAUAAACAUUUAUGGUAAUGUGGCCACACCGUCUCCCAUGAGCUUCCCCAAGUGGUUCCAAACGCACCAGUUCGUAGCUGGAUUCUUCACCCAUCUUUUACACUUUCUCUGGAACAUGACAUUUGUUUGUACCUCAAGUUCUGUGAGGUGGAAGGAUUUCCUUUGCCCUCUGUGAAAGUUCACCCUCUAUCUAAUACUGUGUGGCCAUGAGGCAGGGUUUUCUGAGGAAUUUACGACCUCUGACCACAGCAGUCUGGUUGUAGAAGCAGAGAGCGGGGGAUGGUGCUUGCUGUACUCAGAGGCCAACGUCAUGACAUACCCCCCCUGGUGGUUUGGAUCUUGUUUUUCCUGCAAGUUACAAAUCAACAUAAAAUCAUGAUCACGUGAUGUCCUGUUUGUAGAUCAUCGUUGCCGUCCCCUCUGGUGGUUAAACUUGGUAGGCUUCUCUGAAAGCGGAGCAGUCCACCACAAGGAUGGCAGUGGAUGUCCGGUUGGUGAUCGCCGUUGCGGUCCCUUCUAGUGAUGUACCUUGGUAGGUUCCCUGGAAGCUGCAAAGUAUCCCCGGGAGGGCCAGGGGAUGUCCUGGUUGGUGAUCGCCGUUGCGGUCCUCCCCUUCUGGUGGUUUACCUUGGUAGGCUCUCUGACGGUGGGGCAUGUCGCCACGAGGAUGGGCCGUGGGUGUCCGGAUUUGGGGUCCCCGUUCCAGACCAGUCAUUUGGUCGUCGUCCAGACUGGAAGAUCUGGGCAGUAACUUAGGCAGAUGUUAAUAACGCACACAAACAUGAAAUAUAUAUAAUUACAUUAAUUCCCCAAUGACCGGCGUUGUGGCACUACGUGAUGGCUGUAUGGGGACUUUGUUUAUGGCUCUAUCACUUCCUAAGUGUCAAAGGAACUGAACCGAAAAGGAAUGAAAGCAUAGACAAAAGAUAUACAAUAUAUAGUUCUCACACAAAAAUCAUCUAAUUGGACUGUAUUCUAUAUACGUUCAAUGUUCUGGCAGAAUGACUAUCAUGGCAUUGUCUCUAAUGCCAUAUCUAAGGUUUUCCUACUUGGUGUGUUGCUUAGGCACCUAAGUUGAUAACUAUAUGAUAAGUUUACAGCUGGAAGGCACUAGUUUUGGCAGUCUACAGGGAUGACCUAUGGACUUCUGGGAAGACAACUGCUGUAGAGUCAAAGGCCUAGAAGUAAAUGUUCAACUUUAUUCACUAAGGCUGGUGUUUUGCUUGGACCCUUAAGUGAUCCUAGCAUAAAUCCUAAUUGGAUGUUCUGUUGUGCAUGUGUGUUUAUGCGUACACAAGCACACAUGUCAAGGGAAGAAAAAAACAAGUAUCCUGGCAGAUUACAACUUGUUCAGAAUGAGUCUGACGUAGUCAGGUAAUUUUCAGGACAAUGCCUGGAGGUCAGUCAGAAUUGGUGUCGAGGGAGUCUGUGGUUUUACUACCAGUCACGGUCUUCCACUAUUGUAGUGGCAAUAGGUAUGAAGUCUCUUUCCAUAGCUAUGUUAUCCACAGAGGAGCUAACCUCACGACAGAAGUACUCUAAGUAUUGGACCAGUCGUACAUGGUGUGAUCGUGGUACAUUCUAAUACUUUUCCUCCUGAAUGGAGGGUUCUAUUUAUUAGUGACAUGUGUGUUAACCAUUUGAAGAGUGCUCUGGAGAUUCCCUUCCCUGUGCUGCACUCUGAGUGACUCCUAUGUCGCUAUUGUCAAGGGUAAUUUGAUUGGUUAGGUCUCUAACCUUCUUUCUGAUUGUAGCUAGACUGACUGUCGGUGGUAUUGGUACUGGUGCUCAAAGGGACCAGUUAUCCUACCGAUUUAUUCUGAAAUAUUAUACUACCGGAACACAUGAUGGGAGCAUUUUACUAGUUGUCUUGUAGUUUAACCUACACAUGGCAAGGAAUGAUUAUUGUUGCCAUUUGUUUUGGAGGUGGACAAGUCCACUGGACUUCCUUUACGACCAGUGUGGUACACCUCAGUACUAUCUUAGAUGUGUUCUAAGAUAAUCCCCGUCUAGGGGCCUGUCUGCUCCUCACUGUUCUCAAAGGGGAGUUUACAACUAGAUUUGAUUUAUGCUCUGGCGGCCUCGUACAGUGUCCGUAGUCUCGACCCACCCACCGGCCUUGAUGAGGCUCAUCGUGGGUCUGGGGUACUAUUCCCCCCCUUUGUCUCGGGACCCCCCCCACCAGCGGGUGGUGUUGGUGUCCGAGGCGCAAACGGAAAAGGUCGAACCCUAUGUACGAGUUGUCAGUGGCCACGUUGUUAUGAGAAUGGCUGUAACCUUUCAACCAAAUCUCCUGGGUGUUUGUGCUUCAAAACGCUCAGCGGCUGUUGAGGUCUGUCAGUCACCACCGCGUCCACGUAUGGCAACCUCUUCAGUACCUGCGAACUGAGAUGAGGAUAUCGGUCUGUGAUAUCGCAAAGUGUUUCACCAGUGGGAGUCAUCGGGUCAGUUGCUGGACUGAAGCCAUUAGUGUCAUUGUAAGGGUUGACAGUCCCCCACAAAGCGGAAGGUGUGUCAUCGGAAGCAGAGUAUACUCUGCGGAUUGAUGUUUUUCUUGCUGAGAUGGAAGUGUCCGAAGGGCAAGAUGAGUUCAUCUCAACUACCGUAUUGCACGACUGCAAGGAGGAGGGAAGUUGCGUAUUCACAGAGACAGCUGGCUCGAAAAACAUGAAAAUAAUGGUCAAUCAAGUUGGCUGAUGAAAUGUGUCGAGAUAUCGUAAUAUCUCCUUGGAUCGGAUUCUGCCCCAAGAUGAUUCUAAAUGUCUUUUUCCCAAGGGGUGCUUUUGACAGAUACCCCUCGUGAAUGACUGCAUUGCAGCUAGCGUUAGGGGAAGACAGUGUGGUCGGUGGAGAAGGCACGGUGGCCUGUGACCAUACCUGGUUGGUUUUCCAAUCCAUCAAUGGGAGUAACCGAUCCAUCAAGUCUGCUCCAAGUAGCAGGGGUACAGUUUUGAGGCUGGUAACAUACACAGUGGACGAGCGAUACGUCCUUGAAGUGUAGUUUCGGCAUGACUCUCAAUGUGAGAGGCGAGGUAGUCUGAGUGACCCCUCGAAGUGUAGUGUGGCAUCGUUCCACUUUUAACCAACGUUUAGUUGGCUUCAAAGCCUUUUUGAGAUCAUCAAACAAUGUUUGAGAGAUGAGUGAUAUUGUCGCACCCAAAUCAAUUAGCGCAUGGCAAGUUAAGCUGUCCUCCAGGACUGUUUCCAGGUAUGGUCGUUUCGAUUCGUGGUUAGUGGACAUAUUCCCCACAAAGUGGAGUGGUCGUUCGCAACGACGUGAUGUGCCAUUUCUGUUCAAGGUGGAAGCAGAUUGACUUUUCCGAUUUUGAGUGGGCUUGGCUUUAACGAAGCGUUUGACCUUUUUCUUCGCAACCUUUGUAUCAGAGUCUAUUGACAAAGCCCGGGGGCUUGUUUCUUGAUCAGGCGGGCCCUGGAUAGGGGCGGCAGGGUAGCCUAGUGGUUAGAACGUUGGACUAGUAACCGAAAGGUUGCAAGUUCAUAUCCCCGAGCUGACAAUCUCAGAUGGCAAGAUAUCAAGGCUAGACUGGAGAGAACCUUUACGAGGCCUGCGCCCGAUGGUUGAUUUUGGAAAGCGUUGUUGUCUUCUUUUCCACUAAUGGCAUAAUUAGGGUUGGUAUCGCUGCUGAGGUCAGAGAUCAAUCGGUUUACGGGUGGAGGUUCACUAAUUAGGGUUGGUAUCGCUGCUGAGGUCAGAGAUCAAUCCGUUUACGGGUGGAGGUUCACUAAUUAGGGUUGGUAUCGCUGCUGAGGUCAGAGAUCAAUCCAUUUGCGGGUGGAGGUUCACUAAUUAGCGGGCGAGUGGGGACUACCCCCUCUGGUAGGCGAGUGGGGACUACCCCCUCUGGUAGCUUGCACAUUAUUAGAACAUUGUGAAAGGAAAAAAAAAUAUCCUAAUUUUCCAAAGUUUGGUUUUGGAAUAUAUUGGGAGCUGCAAAGACGAUCUUAAUCUAUUUAUAGACGUUAAUGAACCAUCAGUACUGGACAGUGCUGUGGAAGUUGGACGUGAAUGAAUUUGCAAAAGCAAAUUGAAUUAAUCAAUGAUAAUGAUUAAUCAUACCUGGAUAGGCUAUCUGGGAAUUCAACUUUAAAUUCACCUGGGAAGUUGGUUCAUCUAGGUUACUAUUGCAAAGUUUAAGGUGUCUCAUUUAAUUGGAAGAACCUAGAAAGGUAUGUCCGACAAUUUAAAUAAAUAAAUUGAAUGAGACGAUAAGAGGAAAUCAUCUUCAAGACCACAAAAACCUCUUUGUCCGCUAAGUUUUCAAUGGUUGUUGAAUUCCUAACCAUACCACGUGGAGCAUUGGCUACAAUUAUAUCAACCUGGGAUGCGAAGACCGACAACCGCCGAAACAUCUAACCUAUGGGAACAUUUCUGAAUGGUAGUCUGAAGUAUCCAUUUUAACCACGAAAGACUUGAUCUUCAGGGAAGCAGAGAGAGAGGGACUCCGUUGAACUCUCCAGCAGACGGACGAUUCCGAUAAAUGAUCACGACGACACACUGAACGUAAAUAUUGAAUGUGUAAAGGAUUAGCAUUUCAAUUCAUUUAAUUAUCAACUGUGUAGUGAUUCCAUUUUUGUCUUUCCCGCCCUUCUCAGACCACACCCACUUCCCUUUGUUCACCAAGCCGUCAUAUCAGCUUAGCCCACUAGGGAACCUCCCAUAUCAUUUCCUUGUAACCAUAUCUACUGUUUGUUUAUGCAUUUCUGUGAUUAUUUAGUUAGUUAGUAAAUAAAUGAUUA